UUUAAGACUGCGGACAAGCUCAUCAAAUCGUCGAUGGUGCAGUUAUAGCCACCACAGUACAGGAAACAACCCAGUCACUCUCCCUGCGUGUCGAAAUGAGACCUUUAUCAGUAGGGUUGAGAACGGUGCGUCAGGCGUGUCGCCUGAGCCUUCAGCUUCGCGGCGUGUCGACUUUGAGCAACAAUCCACACAUUUACAUCUUCCCUGACCCUUUGAGCCGCGACAGUCACAUUCUCUCCUUAUUACCGACCGCACCACCAAACCCCAGCCUGGCCAUUGGCACGUCGAGGCGAAAUCCCCCUAACCCAGACUCCUUUACUGAAAACCCUCGCUUCCUACCUAUUGUACACUCUGUCAUUGCUGAGAAUGCACAUCUAGACCCCGGGGUGCAAUCACAAGCUGCAGUGAUGAUAUCCUCAUCUGGCGCAUCUCUGUUCCAACCGGUGCGCAGGCAGAAGACUGGAUCUUCGGGUGCGUCAGACCAAGGUGGUCACGGCAGCGCAGGACGAGGCGGGUGGGUUCAUAUUUCGGACUCGAGGAAAAUUCCGGACUUUGGACGGAUUGCAGACCCCGAAGACAUCUUUGGGAGCGUCGAGGUGGAAGGAGAUGGUUCAUUUACAGAUGGCACGGGUAACUACCAGCAGAGUGGGACUUAUAGGAUUGUCACCAACGAUGGGAUAUUGGGAUUAAGUGAUUUUCUACGGCAAAAGGUGGUGGAGAGGUUGAAGGUGGAAGAAUCGAAAGAGAAGAAAUGAAAAGUGGGCAAAAGGGAGGAAGGUGGUAGAUUUGAGAUGGCAGGCAGGAGUGUUGAUGGUGAUUGCCUGGAGAUGGUCGACGCCCAGUUUGCAAGCAGGAGUUCUCCCAAAAUUGGAUGGGAUAUGACUGACACGAUGUUGAGUACCCUCUACUACUCAAUGAGAGAUCUGUCUGAGUGCUUUUUUUUGGCUGUCAUGUUACUGGUAAUGUCUUAGAGCGAACCAAAAAAAUGAGGAAGAGAAUCAGAC
Exophiala mesophila is the source of this 1004-nucleotide messenger RNA. RefSeq lists its product as uncharacterized. The record is from RefSeq and is a predicted model, not a curated record. The transcript is spliced from 2 exons. The coding region runs from base 96 to 755 and encodes 219 amino acids. NCBI's taxonomy places the organism in Eukaryota, Fungi, Ascomycota, Eurotiomycetes, Chaetothyriales, Herpotrichiellaceae.